CUCCUGGACUGAUGAAGGAAAAAAAAAACAUGCACUAUAUCAGUCACUUCUGGAAAAAUUCCAAAUGCAUUAGUGCAGAAAGGUGACUUUGGAUAGGGGAUGUACCCUUUGCUGUUCCCGUGACGAUCUGCCCAGACUGGCUGUGUUAAACCCUUUGAAAAAUAGCAGCAGUUAGCACUUGCGCAUCAAGGACUUGCAACAUGGAGUUAGCGUCCAAAAGGUGCCACUCACGCUGAGCACGAUCGCCCUUGGACUAGGCAGGACUCUCCCCGCUCCACGGCUGUCAGCUGCCACGUCCUUGGUUUGGCACCAGACCGAAUGAAUCCAGCUCCUCUUUGCUCUUGCUGACUCCCCUGAACCUGCUCUCUCUCGGCAGAGCACAGAGAGUCGAGUUGCCCAACGCUGAGCCAGCUGCUUGCCGCGCGUGUGUUACGGGACAAAAAGCCCUCAAGGAGGUUAUUCUGAGUAAUUCCAAGAAUAUCCUUCAGCAUGCCUGAAAAUCCUGCAGCAGAUAAACAGCAGGUGCUGCAGAUUCUUGAUCGUCUGCAAGCAAAACUCCAUGAAAAAAGAGAUGCUCCACAUAACGAAAACCUGACUGUUUUGCGUAACACACUCAGGAGCCCUUUGUUUAAUCAGAUUCUGACUCUCCAGCAAUCCAUCAAGCAACUGAAGGAACAACUUAAUUAUAUACCUCCAGACCGUUUAGUGGAUUUUGAUUUUACUAAGAGAGGGCUACUAGUGUUUGCUGACGAAUCAGUUGCUAAUGGGAGCUUGUGUGCGCCUAGUAAUUCGCCUGAACCAGGAGCAUCUACUUUCAUUCCAAGCCUAGGAGUUAAUGAAUUUAACACAAUCAUCCAACAGAUGGCAAAGGGCAGACAAAUAGAAUCAAUAAAGAUAGAAAAGCCUUCUGUUGGAGGUCUUGGAUUUAGUGUGGUUGCCCUUAAGAAACACAGCUUGGGAGAAGUUGGUAUCUUUGUCAAGGAAGUCCAGCCAGGAGGCAUAGCUGACAGGGAUCAAAGACUAAAGGAAAAUGACCACAUACUGGCCAUUAAUUGCACCCCAUUGGAUCAGAACAUUUCCCAUCAGCACGCUAUUGCGCUCCUCCAACAAUCCACAGGAUCUUUACAUCUGGUUGUUGCUAGGGAGCCAGUUCAAGGAAACAGCAGAACUUCAGCUGUCUUACCAAGUGAUAUAAAUCCACCUGAGACUAUUCAUUGGGGCCACGUUGAAGAUGUUGAGCUGAUAAACGACGGUUCGGGAUUAGGCUUUGGAAUUGUAGGAGGAAGGUCGAGUGGUGUGGUUGUAAGAACGAUUGUUCCUGGGGGAUUGGCAGAUCGGGAUGGGAGGCUCCGGACAGGAGAUCACAUCUUACAGAUUGGCGGGACCAAUGUUCAAGGAAUGACCAGUGAACAAGUUGCCCAAGUGCUGAGGAACUGUGGGAACUCUGUUAGGAUGAUGGUUGCAAGAGACCCGAAGUGUGAAAUUUCAGAGACCCCACCAACUCCUGUGAGCUGGCCAGUUAGUACAUUACCCUUCUUUCAGAAUGGGAAUGAUAAUACUGACCUUUUUGAGACCUAUGAUGUUGAACUUAUAAAAAAGAACGGGCAAAGCCUGGGGAUAACAAUUGUUGGAUAUACUGGCCUAUGUGAUACAGAACCUUCAGGGAUUUUUGUGAAAAAUAUAAUACCUGGUAGUGCUGCUGACCAUAAUGGCCAAAUUCAAGUUCAUGACAAAAUUGUUGCUGUUGAUGGAGUCAAUAUUCAGGAUUAUACCAACCAAGAAGUGGUAGAGGCACUGCGUAGCACAGGACAGACUGUGCGCCUUACCUUACUUAGAAGGAAACUUUCUUCUGCUACUCUUUCUUCAGAAAGACCAUUAGAUAGAGUGCAGCCAACUGUUCCAGCCUUAGUGUCCCCUGGAGCUAUGGGGAUUGAAGCUAGUGUGGACAGUAAGAAUGAGGAAAACCAAGAACAAAAGGAUAAUCUUCAAAAUGAAAAGAAGCAGAGUCUACAUAAAACAGGAAGAGUCCCAUUUUCUCCAGCACAUGAGCUGAAAUCCAAGUGGGAAAACCUGCUGGGGCCUGAUUAUGAAGUUAUGGUUGUGAAUGUGGAUAUGCCCAUUACAGAUGAUUCAGAGCUCCAGAAGUACUCAAAGCUGUUACCCAUCCACACCUUGAGGUUAGGAGUUGAGCUUGACACAUUUGAUGGACAUCAUUACAUAUCAUCAAUUGCUUCAGAUGGUCCAGCUGCAACACUUGGCCUUCUGCAACUGGAAGAUGAACUGCUGGAGGUAAAUGGAGUUCAGCUGUAUGGAAAAUCGCGCCGUGAGGCAAUCACUUUUCUAAAAGAAGUGCCACCUCCAUUCACACUGGUUUGCUGCCGGCGCCUUUUUGAUGAUGGCAAUGAGUCUCUUGUUGAUGAACCUACUGCAAGGGUUUUACCUCUGGAACAAAAGGUGAAACCUGAGGAAGGCAUUAAUCCUGAGGAGGAAGAAGGGGAAUUAGCAUUAUGGUCUCCUGAUGUGAAGGUUAUUGAACUGGAGAAGGACAAAAAUGGUUUAGGAUUCAGCAUUUUAGACUAUCAGGAUCCCUUAGAUCCGACAAGAACAGCCAUUGUGAUCAGCUCCUUGGUGGCAGGCGGAGUAGCUGAACGUGGAGGGGAGCUUUUGCCAGGUGACCGCUUGGUAUUUGUAAAUGAGAAGUCUUUGGACAGUGCCACUUUAGGAGAGGCAGUGGAAGUGUUGAAAUCUGUGCCACCAGGUACAGUUUCUCUUGGAAUCUGCAAACCUUUGGUGGGAGAAAGCAAAGAGGAGGAGAACAUGUGCAGUGUGGAUCCCAGCAAUGUUAAAACCAGCACUGGAUCUCCAGAACCAGUGGAUAAUAAUUUCUCAAUAAUACUUGAAGCACCACAGGGUUUCAGAGAUGAAACGCCUUUUAAAGAAGAGCUUGUUGAUGAACCAGUUUUGGGUUUAGGAAGGUCAUUUCAGCUUCCUCAAAAUGAUAUGGAGUAUGAGAAAGAGUCCUGGGAAAUGCAUGAAUUUCUGAAACCUAGAACAGAAGAAGUGGAUGAAGAACGGGAAAUGUUGGUAGAUGACGAGUAUGAAGUGGAUUCCGACUUCCUGAAAUAUGACUCAUCGGGUAGACAGAAGACAACUUCAGAGAGGGACCUCAACUCUACAGAGCAAUGGGCGAAGAAACUUGAGACAACUGAAAUGCAAGACUUAAAAUCUAGUAUUCACUUCAGUCGAAAACAGUCCCUGGAAUAUCCACUCAAUAAAGAGCAAAUGUAUGAAGAAAAUGCCAGUGUAAGUUCACUAUCUUCUGGAACCACAGCAGAGAGCAGCUAUCAGAAGGACGUGUUUGAUACUGAAAUUACCCAGCCAGGAACAAAAAACAAGAGGGAUUUAGGUACAAAGCUUCGGAUUGACUCGAAGGUACCUGUGCUUGCUGUUGAUCUGGAAGCUAUUGAAAAGGAACUAAAAGAGGAGAAUUAUAUUUUUUCUAAGAAUCAGGAAUCUGGGAGAGUUACCACCUUACCUCAGCCUAGAACAGCGUCGUGCAGUGAAUUGCCUGAGAGAGAAGAAGGAGAAGGAGAAGAAACUCCCAACUUCAGCCAUUGGGGCCCACCACGCAUUGUUGAGAUCUUUCGAGACCCUCACAUGUCUCUUGGAAUCAGUAUUGUUGGUGGACAAACUGUCAUAAAGCGCCUGAAGAAUGGAGAGGAACUUAAAGGGAUCUUUAUCAAACACGUCUUGGAAGACAGCCCAGCAGGAAGAACAAGGGCUUUAAAAACUGGAGAUAAAAUACUUGAGGUUUCUGGGGUAGACUUACAAAACGCCACGCACGAGGAAGCAGUAGAAGUUAUCAAGAAUGCAGGAAAUCCUGUUGUAUUUGUCGUUCAGAGUUUGUCCAACAUGCCAAAAGUAGUUUCUCCUAUGCAGCCUAAGGGGAGCAAAGUUCAGGACGCAGACAAAGAAAAUAAGAACGAAAAGAGAAAAUAUGGGGCUCCACCUCCAAUGAAACUACCACCUCCAUAUAGAGCAGUCGAAAGACUGCAUCCAGAGGAAGCUAACGUGGAUGAAGAGGAGGAAGUUUGUGCAGAGAAAAAAAUUAGGCAAAGGUAUGCAGAUCUACCGGGAGAGUUGCACAUUAUUGAGCUUGAGAAAGACAAAAAUGGGCUUGGACUGAGUCUUGCUGGGAACAAGGACCGAUCUCGUAUGAGCAUCUUUGUAGUUGGUAUCAAUCCGGAUGGACCUGCAGGACGAGAUGGAAGGAUGCAUAUUGGCGAUGAGCUUUUAGAGAUAAACAAUCAGAUAUUGUAUGGAAGAAGUCAUCAGAAUGCUUCUGCAAUAAUUAAGACUGCCCCAUCAAAGGUCAAGUUAGUUUUCAUACGAAAUGAAGAUGCAUUCAAUCAGAUGGCUGUUGCUCCUUUCCCUUUGCCUUCCAGUUCCCAUUCUUCUAUUGAGGAUCAUGGUGGCACUGAACCUGCAAACAGAGAAGAAGACACCAGCUUGGAAGUUGUGAUGAAAAGCUUGACUGAUGAGGAAUCCAUCAAAGCUGUCUUCAACCAAAUCAAACAAUCAAAAUCUUCAACAAAAGUGCCAGUCAGCUUACAGGAGAUAAACCUGGUGCCAGCACCUACUUAUCUUUCUCCAGAGGCAGAAGUCACCAGCCGUAGCAUCUUUCCACCUCCAUUGCCUGUGGAUCCAGCGACCUGUCCUAUUGUUCCAGGGCAGGAGAUGACUAUAGAGAUAUCUAAGGGUCGAUCGGGCCUCGGUCUCAGCAUCGUUGGAGGGAAGGACACUCCACUGGACGCCAUCGUUAUCCACGAAGUCUACGAAGAAGGGGCAGCGGCUAGAGACGGCAGGCUUUGGGCCGGUGACCAAAUUCUCGAGGUGAAUGGGAUCGAUCUGCGGAAUGCCAGCCAUGAAGAAGCUAUCACGGCGCUGAGGCAGACGCCGCAGAAGGUGCAAUUGGUUGUCUACAGGGAUGAAGCUCAUUACAAAGACGAAGAAAACUUGGAGAUUUUCCACGUGGAUAUACAAAAGAAAACAGGCCGAGGACUAGGCCUCAGCAUAGCUGGAAAACGAAAUGGAAGUGGAGUGUUUAUCUCUGACAUUGUUAAAGGAGGAGCUGCAGACCUAGAUGGAAGAUUAAUUCAAGGAGAUCAGAUUUUGUCUGUUAAUGGAGAGGAUAUGAGAAAUGCCUCACAAGAGACUGUUGCCACUAUACUUAAGUGUGCCCAAGGCCUCGUGCAUCUUGAGCUUGGGAGACUGCGAGCUGGAUCAUGGCUGUCAUCACGGAAAACAUCCCAGAACAGUCAGGCGAGCCAACAGAGCGUCCACAGUCACUUCCAUCCCGCGCUUGCUCCAGUCAUCUCUACUUUGCAGAAUUUUGUCAGCACAAAGAGAUCUUCAGCAGAUGUCUCUCAGAGAAACUCAGGAGGAGCAGAUAUGGGCCCAAGGACUGUGGAGAUAACAAGGGGACCAAAUGAUGCACUUGGUAUCAGCAUAGCAGGAGGGAAGGGGAGUCCGUUAGGAGAUAUUCCCAUCUUCAUUGCCAUGAUUCAAGCCAGUGGCGUGGCUGCACGUACUCAAAGACUCAAAGUUGGAGAUCGGAUUGUCAGUAUUAAUGGGCAACCUUUGGAUGGGCUGUCUCAUGCAGAUGCUGUUAAUCUACUAAAGAAUGCUUAUGGGAGCAUUAUCCUGCAGGUUGUGGCUGACACUAACAUCAGUGCCAUUGCUACCCAGCUGGAGAGCAUGUCUGCAGGAUGCAACCUUAACUCUUCGUCGGAGCAUCCUUCUGAAGAUCCUGAAGCACCUCAACCUAAGAUUAUUACUUUGGAGAAAGGCUCUGAUGGACUGGGAUUUAGUAUUGUAGGGGGGUAUGGAAGUCCCCAUGGAGACCUGCCCAUUUAUGUCAAGACUAUAUUUGCCAAGGGAGCAGCUGCGGACGAUGGCAGACUGAAGCGCGGCGAUCAGAUUUUAGCAGUUAACGGGGAAGCUUUGGAAGGUGUCACUCACGAGCAAGCUGUAGCCAUUCUCAAACGCCAGAAAGGAACCGUCACGUUAACAGUGUUAUCGUGAGUGGCAUUGCCCUCGCGGAGAUAAAUAACAAUUAUUUUAGAACAUCAGUCGAGCUAUUAUAAUACUGUUCAGCCCUGAGCAGGAUGUAAAGCAAACGGUGGCAGAAAUGACUCUGUAUUCAUCCCGUUGCCAGAAUUGCUGAUAUGCAUCUCCAGUUUCAUUUAGCCCUCCGCGUUUAUCAGUCGGUCUUGCCUGCCUGCCCGCCCUCUCCUGCUUCUGGUGGCUUUGGAGCUUUCUCUGAACAAAUUUGAUUAGGAAACUUUAAAGAAUAAUGUCCUUUUUGCUUUAUCUAUGCAUGGGUUUAUCCCCACCAGUCUGAACCCCAGUUACAACUGCCGAACCUGGAGUCGGUUCACACACGCAAGAGAAUUUGAUCAUCAGCUGAUCUCAUCUGAUGAGCAGAAAUAAAUGCUGAGUGACUUGUCAUCUCACUCAUGAUUUACUUAUGCUAAUUGUCCUUUCAAGUAUGCCAGAAAACAUUAGCAAUGUAAUUAAAUUACCACUGUUCCAAAUGAUGAAAUAUCAAAUUCUCCUCUGGGAAAUUAUUUGUGCUCGGCACAGUAAGUCUGAUAGUCAAAUGUGAACUUCUCAUGUUUAUCUCUUUGGGUCGGUCUGUGGAAGUUAGUCAGAGGUAAUUACUGUGAUGUGUCAAUUUGCAGCCUUUAGCAUGAAAAAUAAACUAGAGGAGAGGGAAAUACAAUUUUUUAGGCUUUUAAAAUAUUCGAGCCUUCUCAGAUAUUGGCGAUGCAUGAACAGCAACAUAUCUUCUGUUAUUCUAAUAAUAUUUUUAAAGAAGAAGAAAUGUGCUGAUGCGUGCCGGGGACGUUGCGCACAAAGGCAGUUGUUGUUGUGCCGAGGUGCAGCGUAAUUGUUCCUCCCCAAGCUUUAAUGAUGACAAAAGUUUGCUCCAGUAACGGGACCCGGCAGGUCUAGGAGCGAUAGCGAGCCGUCGCCCCUCCGCACGCCGCCUCUACGGCGAGAUGGAGUUCAUCCGAACCAGCAAACCGUUUCCAGCUCUCCGGGAGUCUCCGCCGGGGCGGGGAGCGCAGGAGGAGGCUUUCCCCGGCGCGGAGGGUGGUUCUUCGUCUGGGUCGGGCUUUGGGGGGAGACCGCUCCGGCAGUGCUGCGGCAGGCGUAGGUGACAACUUCCCCCUCGGGGCAGAGGGCAGGGAAGGAGGCUCCACGCUGCCUUUUUUGCUGCCUCUUUUCUGGUUUGAGCCAAACUGGGGCGACAGGGCCGCAGGGACGAGGUGCGGGAACCUGCCGCCAAAAAGCUAGCACCUUCGUACAGUGUCACAGCCGUUCCUGCGGUGAUGAUAUGACCGCGGCCUAGUGAUUUCGCAAAUGAAUUUGGCAGGCAGAUUCACGGUAACGCAAGUCGUUGUGGUUCAAUCUUCCUGUGCGGAGGAACCGCGGGGUGUUAGAGGGAGCAGCCCAGCCUGGUUUGGGCUGUUCGGCACAAUUCACGAUCGUGGCGUAGCAGGGAGAAGCGCAGGCAGGGGGGCGCUUGCAGAAUUGGCUGCUCGUUGUAUGUGAAAAAUCCCUCAAAAUAAAUGGAACGAGGAUUCAAAAUCUGUAGUAACUGCGUAACUGCGUAGUACAGGGCUUUUAGCUGGAUCGGGUGUCC
Molecule: messenger RNA, 7711 nt
Organism: Struthio camelus australis
Lineage: Eukaryota; Metazoa; Chordata; Aves; Struthioniformes; Struthionidae
Source: RefSeq, a predicted model, not a curated record